GCUUUACUGCAGCUACAGUAGUUGAUUCCGAAACGCACCCAUUGAAAACUCAUCCGUAUGGGUACUUGUGGAGGGGAGAACACGGUGCUGGUGUUUCAUAUUCUUCUUGGAGUACCCUGAAUUUUCUAUCAACAACCUCAAAAUUCACGGUAACUCCGAUUCAACAAUUUGAAUAGAGUUUACAGCAACGAAAUAAACUGUUGGCACACGCUUGGAAAAAAAUUUCGGAGUGAACAAGAAUGGCCCGUGGACAUCAGAAAAUUCAAUCACAAGCGAAGGCAGCUGAGAAGGCAAGCAAGUUGAAGAAACAACAGGGUCACAGUGCCAAUGAGCAGAAGAAAGCUGCACAGAAAGCCCUGGUUCAUGUUUGUGCUGUUUGCAAAGCUCAGAUGCCAGAUCCAAAGACGUAUAAACAGCACUUCGAGAACAAACAUCCGAAAAAUGAUAUGCCCGAGGAUUUGAAGAAUAUAUGAAGGUGAAAAUUCAUCUGGUCUCGAGCGAGCAGACAACAGGGAAAAGUGGCAAGAUAACGUGAAGAAAGAAAAACAUAAACAAAUAAACGAUUAAAUUAAUUGACAAAAGUAAAUGAAUGUUGAGAAAGGAACGAAACGUAAACAAACGUUAAUAAUACGAGUGAUAUAUAGUGUAACGUUUUAUCCGGCUAAUUUCAAUCGCAUUGAUUCAUCGCAGAAAUAAAUUGAAAUCCACUUUAACAUUUUUUAAUAUUUUUUCGCUUCAAAUUGCAAUGUAUGCACUUACCACUGUUAUUGAAUGCACAUGAAUCAAUUUAUUAAUUAUUAGUGAUUAUUCAGUGAUAAUGAGUGCUUAGAAUUAUUGAUGAAUGUUCAUUGAAAAAGCGUAGGCAUUAAAAAGCAUUACUCCCUGUUCUUUUUCUGUUUCAGUCAAUUCUUGAAUUAUUUGUAAUAGUUUAUGUUCGAUUUGUUCUAGAAUCAAUGACUGCCAAUACCAACUAAAUUAUAAUCUAUGUUAUCUAGGAGGAAAGAAAAGAAAAAUGUUGAAAAUUUCAAUAUUAAUAUGGCUACCCUUGACAUUAUCAUUAUUUUUUUCUUCGAAUUAUGAAAAAGUGAAUUAAGGGACUCGUUAUUAAGAUAGAGUUGAUUCAGUAACAAUGUAAACAAUUCAUAAGUAUUUAUAGAUAAUCACUCGCUCAUAAUGAAUUUAUAUUGAAUUUUUCCGUCGAAAUGUUCCAAUUGUACUUAAUACUUGGUCUUCAUUGAGGAAACAUUUAAAAUCCUUGAAAUAAUAAUUUGUACAUGCACGAA
Diachasma alloeum is the source of this 1283-nucleotide messenger RNA. RefSeq names its product zinc finger protein 706. The transcript is spliced from 3 exons. The record is from RefSeq and is a predicted model, not a curated record. Lineage: Eukaryota; Metazoa; Arthropoda; Insecta; Hymenoptera; Braconidae. The coding region runs from base 240 to 473 and encodes 77 amino acids.